This is a messenger RNA of Microplitis demolitor, 2751 nucleotides long. RefSeq lists its product as uncharacterized. NCBI's taxonomy places the organism in Eukaryota, Metazoa, Arthropoda, Insecta, Hymenoptera, Braconidae. Bases 1 to 2742 code for a protein of 913 amino acids. The transcript is spliced from 13 exons. The record is from RefSeq and is a predicted model, not a curated record.
AUGUCGCAAAUUACUUUAAUAAUUCUCAUCCUGGCCAUUGGCUUCUCAUGUACCAAAAGCCAUCCAAUUAACUCUACACGUGACGGGGAGGAUUCAGGAACUGAUCUUAAGAAUCUUCUAACAGAACCUGCAAACACCACUUAUGCUACGAACUCAACGCUUACAAGAAAAGAAUUGAACAGUACUAUACAGCCGGAAAGAAAUGAUGAAGGUUCUGCAAUAAGAAAAAUAAUGGCAUCAAAAAAAGAUGAAAAUAUUACUGGUCAAUCCGAAAUCAAUACAAGUGCCAAAAGCCAGCCAAUUAACUCUACACGUGACGGGGAAGAUUCAGGAACUGAUCUUAAGAAUCUUCUAACAGAACCUGCAAACACCACUUAUGCUACGAACUCAACGCUUACAAGAAAAGAAUUGAACAGUACUAUACAGCCGGAAAGAAAUGAUGAAGGUUCUGCAAUAAGAAAAAUAAUGGCAUCAAAAAAAGAUGAAAAUAUUACUGGUCAAUCCGAAAUCAAUACAAGUGCCAAAAGCCAGCCAAUUAACUCUACACGUGACGGGGAAGAUUCAGGAACUGAUCUUAAGAAUCUUCUAACAGAACCUGCAAACACCACUUAUGCUACGAACUCAACGCUUACAAGAAAAGAAUUGAACAGUACUAUACAGCCGGAAAGAAAUGAUGAAGGUUCUGCAAUAAGAAAAAUAAUGGCAUCAAAAAAAGAUGAAAAUAUUACUGGUCAAUCCGAAAUCAAUACAAGUGCCAAAAGCCAGCCAAUUAACUCUACACGUGACGGGGAAGAUUCAGGAACUGAUCUUAAGAAUCUUCUAACAGAACCUGCAAACACCACUUAUGCUACGAACUCAACGCUUACAAGAAAAGAAUUGAACAGUACUAUACAGCCGGAAAGAAAUGAUGAAGGUUCUGCAAUAAGAAAAAUAAUGGCAUCAAAAAAAGAUGAAAAUAUUACUGGUCAAUCCGAAAUCAAUACAAGUGCCAAAAGCCAGCCAAUUAACUCUACACGUGACGGGGAAGAUUCAGGAACUGAUCUUAAGAAUCUUCUAACAGAACCUGCAAACACCACUUAUGCUACGAACUCAACGCUUACAAGAAAAGAAUUGAACAGUACUAUACAGCCGGAAAGAAAUGAUGAAGGUUCUGCAAUAAGAAAAAUAAUGGCAUCAAAAAAAGAUGAAAAUAUUACUGGUCAAUCCGAAAUCAAUACAAGUGCCAAAAGCCAGCCAAUUAACUCUACACGUGACGGGGAAGAUUCAGGAACUGAUCUUAAGAAUCUUCUAACAGAACCUGCAAACACCACUUAUGCUACGAACUCAACGCUUACAAGAAAAGAAUUGAACAGUACUAUACAGCCGGAAAGAAAUGAUGAAGGUUCUGCAAUAAGAAAAAUAAUGGCAUCAAAAAAAGAUGAAAAUAUUACUGGUCAAUCCGAAAUCAAUACAAGUGCCAAAAGCCAGCCAAUUAACUCUACACGUGACGGGGAAGAUUCAGGAACUGAUCUUAAGAAUCUUCUAACAGAACCUGCAAACACCACUUAUGCUACGAACUCAACGCUUACAAGAAAAGAAUUGAACAGUACUAUACAGCCGGAAAGAAAUGAUGAAGGUUCUGCAAUAAGAAAAAUAAUGGCAUCAAAAAAAGAUGAAAAUAUUACUGGUCAAUCCGAAAUCAAUACAAGUGCCAAAAGCCAGCCAAUUAACUCUACACGUGACGGGGAAGAUUCAGGAACUGAUCUUAAGAAUCUUCUAACAGAACCUGCAAACACCACUUAUGCUACGAACUCAACGCUUACAAGAAAAGAAUUGAACAGUACUAUACAGCCGGAAAGAAAUGAUGAAGGUUCUGCAAUAAGAAAAAUAAUGGCAUCAAAAAAAGAUGAAAAUAUUACUGGUCAAUCCGAAAUCAAUACAAGUGCCAAAAGCCAGCCAAUUAACUCUACACGUGACGGGGAAGAUUCAGGAACUGAUCUUAAGAAUCUUCUAACAGAACCUGCAAACACCACUUAUGCUACGAACUCAACGCUUACAAGAAAAGAAUUGAACAGUACUAUACAGCCGGAAAGAAAUGAUGAAGGUUCUGCAAUAAGAAAAAUAAUGGCAUCAAAAAAAGAUGAAAAUAUUACUGGUCAAUCCGAAAUCAAUACAAGUGCCAAAAGCCAGCCAAUUAACUCUACACGUGACGGGGAAGAUUCAGGAACUGAUCUUAAGAAUCUUCUAACAGAACCUGCAAACACCACUUAUGCUACGAACUCAACGCUUACAAGAAAAGAAUUGAACAGUACUAUACAGCCGGAAAGAAAUGAUGAAGGUUCUGCAAUAAGAAAAAUAAUGGCAUCAAAAAAAGAUGAAAAUAUUACUGGUCAAUCCGAAAUCAAUACAAGUGCCAAAAGCCAGCCAAUUAACUCUACACGUGACGGGGAAGAUUCAGGAACUGAUCUUAAGAAUCUUCUAACAGACCCUGCAAACACCACUUAUGUUACGAACUCAACGCUUACAAGAAAAGAAUUGAACAGUACUAUACAGCCGGAAAGAAAUGAUGAAGGUUCUGCAAUAAGAAAAAUAAUGGCAUCAAAAAAAGAUGAAAAUAUUACUGGUCAAUCCGAAAUCAAUACAAGUGCCAAAAGCCAGCCAAUUAACUCUACACGUGACGGGGAGGAUUCAGGAACUGAUCUUAAGGUAAAAACAUCUUAUUCUAAACUUUUUCAUACAAGUAUUGAUGAUUUAAAUAACUAGAGGUUAUCG